Messenger RNA from Merops nubicus (carmine bee-eater), 780 nucleotides. Its product is annotated as coiled-coil domain-containing protein 83-like. The annotation marks the transcript as partial. Lineage: Eukaryota; Metazoa; Chordata; Aves; Coraciiformes; Meropidae. The record is from RefSeq and is a predicted model, not a curated record. The transcript has 6 exons.
AUGGACAGGAAGAAGAAGGAGGAGAAACCAGAAAAGCAGCUUGCAGGACCUGAAUCAGAUUUCCCAGAAGCUUUACUAGAAUUUCAGGUUGAGACAAAAGAAGCAGCAAUUGAUAGGGUUUUGUUUGAACUGGAACAAGUGGAAAAAAAGAACAAAGAAUAUCAUGAAAGACAUGACCUUCUGAAGGGAGAGCAACAGGCACACAUCUGGAGCAUCCUGAGACAAAUGGAAGAAGAGGAGAAAGAAAAAGAUGAAAAGGAGGCUGUAACUAGGGAUGAAGUGGAAGAGUCACUGAUAGCAAAAUGGCAGUAUGCUAAGGACAAAGAACAACUUCUGCAAGAUCUGCACUCCCAAAUUGAAGAAACUGAACAAAAACUUUCAGUUAAGCAGAGCGAGAGAGAUUAUUGGUUGGAAUACAAAAAUGUAGGAAGUAAAAUACUGGCCGACAAGAUCAUGAACCUGGAAGAAGACAUUAAGGAAGUCAAAGAUGACUUUCACAGAACUACAGAAUAUUACGGGAAUUCUUUGAAAGCAGUGAAAGAAGAAAAUGACAGACUGAUUGAGAAGCACAUGAAGUUAAGCAAGGAACAGGCCACUGAGAAUGCUGUGAGAUACUUAGACAAAAAAAUCUGCAGAGAAAUUGAAGAGAAUGAAUGGCUAAAAGAAGAGGUAAGAGGAUCACUUACAUACAGUUUAUCAUGGUAGUUCAGGUUUGAAAUACUAUGGCCUACAGUCAUGACUCCUCUGAAGACUUCCAUGGGAAAAGGGGAGCUUUUUCCU